AUGCGUCACUCUCAUGUCCGAGAAUAUUCAAAAUCACAUGUAAAUCAGACAUUACCACCUGUCGGUAAUACUAAUACGGCGAAAGUGGACGUUGAGCAUGUACAGCCGUCUCAGUUGGCAACAGAAACGAUGCCGCCAUCGGCUUUGAAUCAAGAUGUUGGCGAUAGUAAAACUAGCCUGCCUCUACCAAACCCGGGGUUAUAUGAAGAUCUUCACAAAACAACAAGAGAGUUGUUCCCACAGGUGUUUGAAGGCGCCAAACUUGUGAUUUCUAAAGGCCUGAGCAGCCAUUUCCAGGUGAACCAUACCUUGGCUGUGGGUACCAAUACACCUUAUCUGUACCGGUUUGGCACUACGUACAUUGGCACAAAGCGCAUGUCACCGACAGAGGCUUUUCCUGUGUUGCUGGGCGACGCAGACACUUGCGGCAAUGUCAACGCACACUUUAUGCACGCAAUCACCGACAGAUUCCGGAUGAAGCUUCUUACCCAGUUUCAGCCAAGCAAGUGCGUCAACCAUCAGUUAUCGUUUGACUACAAGGGAGGUGACUACACACUGGCUCUGACGGCAGGAAACCUCGACCCAAUCAGUUUGACAGGCAUGCUGGUCUGCCACUACAUGCAGAGCGUCACCCAAAGUCUUUCUCUGGGCGCUGAAAUCAUGUACCAGAGGGGAUCCCACAUUCCUGAAGGCGAGGUUGGAGUCAUGUCUUUGGCCAGUCGUUGGGUCGGUCAGAGGUGGCAGCUGAGUGCAAAUGUCAGCCCGAUGACCGGGAACCUCCACGCCUGCAUGUACAAGAAGCUUCACGAGUGUUUGCAAGUUGGAACAGAGCUGGACAGCAACGUCAACACGCGUGAAAGCACUGGCACCGUGGUUUGUCAGCUGGACAUCCCUGUAGCCGACGUGACGUUGCGAGGACAAGUGGACAACAACUGGUUUGUGAGUGCGGUCCUGGAGAAGAAGCUGGCGUCUAUGCCGGUGACACUGUCCUUCAGCGGCUGUGUCAGCUGUGUCAAGAACUACUACCGUGUGGGAAUGGGGGUGAUCCUCGGCUGA
Molecule: messenger RNA, 1056 nt
Organism: Candidula unifasciata
Lineage: Eukaryota; Metazoa; Mollusca; Gastropoda; Stylommatophora; Geomitridae
Source: the annotation of a GenBank genome assembly